GAAGCCUGUGUGUGAGCCCAGUUUAGUUGCAAACUUUGCCAACGCCACCGCCGAGGAAUCGCGCGCGCCAGGUAUAUCUGGAACAGGACGUAGCAGUGCUCAGUGAGUGUGUGUUUUUUAUAAUUUUUGCCGUGCUGUGUGCCGUUUUGUGCGGCCGCCGGAACGUGAUUUUGACGGUGCGGAGUGGGAUAGAUAGACAGGUAGUGAUAGCCCACGGAUCCGGGAUCCAUCCCCGGGCCGUGCACGGUUGGAAGGGGAGUGGGAAAAUCAACAACAAUAAAGGAAAACUAGUUCAACAAUAAGACUGCUUAAAAACGGGGAUUUCGUCGUGUUCUCCUGAGAAGAAACCUGCUGCUGGUGGAAACCGCAACCGUCGUCGGAGGAGAGAGGGAGACUUCUGAAAUGUAGAACCUCAUCACCUUCGCAUACGCAAUCGUCUGAUAUGCACCACCGGUCAGCGGUGCACAUCCGAGACGACGAACCACAUCCGGCGGGACCCGUAGAUCUGCGGUCUCGUAUGGAUUCAUCGCCGGCGUCGUACAAGUUGAGACAGUCCGACCGAAGUGUUAUGCGAGGAGACUCUUCCGUAGUCUCCGUUUCUACCGUCAGCAGCAGUACCAGCAGCCGAAGUUCUGAUCACCAACGAAGCAAUCAUCAUCAUCAUCAUCAUCAGGCACAGCAUCAGCAGCAACAGCAUCAGCAUCAGCAGCAGUACCCCCAGCAACAGUAUCGCCAAACGAGCCACAGCAGAAAGUUAAGCCCCGGAAGUGACGGAGCAGUCAGUUCUUCGACGACCAGUAAUAGAACACGAGGAACUGAGCCGGUAGCAACUGUAAGCUUGGACCGUGCAUCUGCUCUAUUAAGACACGGAACGACAGCAUCAUCGACGUCCCCUGGCGGUUCAGUGGCCAGUUCGUUCCCGUCCGGGUUGAAAGAAUCCAGCAAGUGUCCUACUCCAGGUUGCGUAGGCUUAGGUCACGUCACAGGUCUUUACUCUCAUCAUAGAAGUUUAUCUGGAUGCCCAAGAAGAGACAAAGUUUCCUCUGAAUUACUCGCUCUUCACGAAACCAUCCUUAAAUGCCCAACGCCCGGGUGUAACGGUCGGGGUCACGUUAGUGCCGGUCGCAACUCGCAUCGCAGUUUAUCCGGCUGCCCGAAAGCAGCCGCCAGUAAGGCAGCUGCCCGUGAAAUCAAGUAUCAGAAUGGAUUGUUAUUUCGGCAGAAGCUGCACUCAGCAGUACUAAACUACCAACAGUUAAACGAAUAUAGAUCAACACUCAUCGGUCAAACCCAGCACAGUCGCAGUUUAUCGCCCCCGGAUCGUCGCCUGGAAACGUAUUCACCAGAAGACAAUAAUUCAACCGACGAACCACAAAAUUUGAAAACUACUUCAAAUCAACUGGAAAAACGAACUAACGAACCAACCCUUGCUUCACCGUCGACUGACAAAAAAGCAGAAAACUUAGAAGAACCUAAACUGGUAAUCAAAACCGAGAAACUUGACCCAGACAACAGUGAGGUACCGAGCGGCGGCAAUCGAUCCACCAUGUUGGACAGUAGCAUGGGUUAUGAUCGCCAGGCGGACUACCGCUACAGUCACCAGCAACACCAACAGUAUACGAACACUCAUAUGAGCAGCUCAGCCGUAGGAUAUGACUUCGGAAGUUAUCCCAGUCGACCGUACGGAGAUGCGGGUGCUUUCGAACGGUACGAUCCAAGGUACGGACCCCCAGCGUACACAGCGGUUGAAGCACCGUUAAUGCAAGACUACAGUUCACCACCAGCGGUGGGGUUUCAACAGGCGCAAGGUCAAACAUCGACGACGGUUGGCCUUGCGGUGGAGCCUACUACGGCUACUCCAGCGCUCAAACUGGAACCGGACGAGAACAACAGUCCGGCUGGACCGAUUUGUCCAAGGCCACUGUACCAUACCAGCAGCAACAGCAGCAGCAACAACAACAACAACACCAACAACAACAGCAGCACUACUGGUACGGUAGCCACUUCAACGAUGACAGUGCAGCAACCUCAAACCCCGGGAGUGGGUUCGAGGUUUUCAGCAAUCAAUUUGAGUGUCAAAACCAUUCCGGAUACGAAAGAUACUUUCCAGGGCAAUAGAUCACCGGCCAGCAGGGAACGUGCGCCGGUUAUGGAUUUAUCCAACGGUAACGUUUCGUCCACCGGCACUCGGCAAACUGCUCGAUCCUUUGAUGAAAGAACUGUGAUCGCAUCGAAAAUAGCUAGUCCGCAACGACAGACGCUUGAUUUGAGUGUAAAUCGAUUACCAAACAGCACCGCCAGUCCUCAAAGUAAUCAACGAACAUCUACCGGUUCUCCGGUACCGAAAUCACCCCAAAACGAACCGAUGGACUUUAGUGGGCCAACCAGACCAGGACUGGGUUUCAGUUUUAUGGCACCUCCCCCCGUCAAUAUGGCUUACAGCCGGGACUCCACACCGGACAGUGCUUCCUCCCACUACAUUUCCGAUGGAUAUCGAGAUCAUAGUGGUUAUCCAAGUCCCCAUCCAGCGACCGGCUAUGGAAUGGCAACCAUGGAGUAUGCGGCUAAUCCCGGUUACCCAGGGUACGGUCCACCGGGGCCAUAUCAAAGUUGCAGUCCGUACGGAGCACCACCACCAAGCCACCAUCUGUACUCGUCCGGUGGAGCUUAUGGUGCCGGACACUAUUCGAUGCCUCCACCGAGCCAUAUUCCGUCGCAGGAUCGUUUGCUGAGCGAUGGGCUGACGGGUUUUGGCAGAGCGUUCCAGCACGUUAAUUCGCAGGAGCUCAAGUGUCCCACCGCCGGGUGUGACGGAUCGGGACAUGCUACCGGUAAUUACUCGUCCCAUCGGAGUCUGUCUGGGUGCCCACGGGCAACGAAGCCGAAGAACAAGCCGAGAGAUGGUUCGGAGGCGGAGCCGUUGAGAUGCCCAAUCCCUGGCUGCGAUGGGUCUGGACAUUCAACGGGAAAAUUCCUAUCGCAUCGCAGUGCAUCCGGUUGCCCAAUCGCCAGCCGGAAUCGAAUGAGGAUCAUCGACAGUGGAGGUGCCAACAUGGGAGGGAUGAAAUUUGGUAGCGAUUCCGGAUACUCCACCGAUGGUUGUGAAGCAUCCAAAAAGAUACGAUUCUCCGACGAGGGCUCCGACAGAUUAACAAAGAACUACAACGGAAUUGAUGACAUCGUAUCUACCAACGAAUCCCGAGGCAGUGAAGUCAGUAACCACUCUGCGACAGAUUUGGACAACUUCAGUCAUCAAGAUCCUUAUCAAAGUGAUCAAAUAAAAGCUGCUGGCAAUGAAGAAGAAACUGUACCAUCUGCCGGUCCUGAGCCAUCCGGAGAAGACCUGCUCUCACUGGAGGCGGAAAUUUCAGAACUGCAACGAGAGAACGCCCGUGUCGAGUCGCAAAUGCUUCGGCUAAAGACCGAUAUCAAUGCGAUCGAGACGCAACUAGGUCAAGCAGAUCGGAAAACAGAAACACCAACCGGUUGUGGCAACGACGUGAACGACUACUACGGUAGUCUACCUCUAGCGAUAAACACUGGCAACCCGUCUAACCAACCGGCACUAGAGACAACGGCGAAAGCGGUCAAUGAGUCACGGGAUGGAAAAAUGCACAACCAGAUUACGAAUCACAACAACAAUAAUAAUAACAACAACAAUGAAAUUUGUGAAAAUCAUAACAGCAAUCAGUACUAUUCGAAACUACAACCAUCUUCCCAGCAGCAAUAUUACACUUCUUCGGAACCGGUCUACCACGAUGUCCCGCACUACGGUCUCGGCCCGCAGGAUCCGGAGUCACUCGAUCGAUCUUCGCGGUACUACGAAUAUGGCCCUGUUUUAGCGACGGCGCCAAUUUAAAUAGGAAUCACGAAGGCAGACCCAGCAUUGCAUUCAUGUAUAACGAGACGGGACUUUUACAUACAUACUAAGCUUCCUAAUAAUGAUCAUAUUUGUUUUAAGAGUCUAGUGAAACACUCACUCACAUAUCAUUAGAAGAUUUUUAUCUUUUAACGGUAAUUAUCUAGUGCAGGUUCCUUUCACUUUUUCUACAAACUGUUUAAGUUGUUUUCAUUACUGGAAGAAAUCAAUUGUAUACUACCUGGCUACCUGUUCUCUGUAAAUUUCCGUCUUUAUUUUCGUAACACUGAACACAAAUAUAGACUACGUAGCAUAUUAAAAUUUUAAA
Molecule: messenger RNA, 4187 nt
Organism: Topomyia yanbarensis
Lineage: Eukaryota; Metazoa; Arthropoda; Insecta; Diptera; Culicidae
Product: myelin transcription factor 1-like
Exons: 14
Coding region: 443-3859 (1138 amino acids)
Biological process (GO): regulation of transcription by RNA polymerase II
Cellular component (GO): nucleus
Molecular function (GO): DNA-binding transcription factor activity, RNA polymerase II-specific; zinc ion binding; RNA polymerase II cis-regulatory region sequence-specific DNA binding
Source: RefSeq, a predicted model, not a curated record